Molecule: messenger RNA, 1152 nt
Organism: Exophiala dermatitidis NIH/UT8656
Lineage: Eukaryota; Fungi; Ascomycota; Eurotiomycetes; Chaetothyriales; Herpotrichiellaceae
Exons: 7
Coding region: 1-1152 (383 amino acids)
Source: RefSeq, a predicted model, not a curated record
AUGGAAGCCUCAAGCUUUGUGGAGCAGGUUGAAGAGAUGACGGAUCUCGAACUGGCAGUCCUACUCAGCCUGAUUGCUCAACACCACUGCAUGAUUCAAGUUGAUGAUGACUUGGUCGACGACCUAGCCUCAGAACUUGCGCUGAUAGUCCGAGAUGUCUUCAAUCUUUCAUAUAUCAUCCUAGAACGCGCAGAUGUGCAAGACGUCGAUCACUUUGGAGAAGCUAUUCUGGCGGAUGAUGAUGGCUCUGGAGACUUGAUGGAUGAUAUGGAGGAUGAUGGUACUGGCAGCCAGGCACGUUUGUCCACUCCAUUCCCAUUCCCCCUCAGCCUCCACCUUCUCUUUCGAGGGGGCCCGCCAUCAUCUCAUAUCGAAGAAUCCCAAUUCGACAGCCGAAAGGUGGUCAACGUGAUCAUUGCGAAGCAUUUCAAUUUCGCCCAUGAGGAUGUCCAGAUCCAGACUCUCGAGUUGAUCCGAAAGCGAAGGAUAUACAGUCGGACGACAGUGCAUCUCGCUCCGAAACUGUUUCUGGUCUUACCUAUCAUUUCUACGUCGUCAAAGGGUAUCCGGUUGAACAAACAUCUUAAUGAUCGCGUCUUCAUGUCCCAUUUCCACGAAGCAGAAGACGGAUUCCCCAACCUCGAAGAAAUGGAGGCGACGACCACCACCACCACCCGCCCUUCCCAGGACAACGAUAACAACUCCGAGACAUCGGCAUCGAUUUCUCAAUCCCCCAGCGUUCAGGUCGUGUCAAACCCUAGGCGGAUCGGCGCAGAGUUAAUCGAACAGCUCAGGGCCCAAGGCAAAGCGGCAACAGUAACUCCCGAGAUCAGGAGAUAUCUUCAAGACAUUGUGGUCUUUCUUCGAAUGGCGAGGGGCGUCGACGGCGGCGUCACACCCUACGCAACAACACUGUUUCUUGCCCUUGCAAAAUACCUCGCACCAUUCCACGGCAUAGAUUAUGUGACACCCGCACUCGUUGCUUUGGCCGCUAAGAAGAUCUACCCUCAUCGCAUCGUUAUCGCGUCCCCAUCUCGAGAACGAAGCACACUAUACGGCACCGAUGUGGCCACGGCUGGAGACCUGCUGAGAGAUCUCGAUCCACAUAAAGUCAUUCAGGAGGUUCUUGAUACGGUUGAUUGUCCAGCUUGA